Symbiodinium natans is the source of this 4755-nucleotide messenger RNA. The record is from the annotation of a GenBank genome assembly. Lineage: Eukaryota; Dinophyceae; Suessiales; Symbiodiniaceae.
AUGAGGCCAUCACGAGCAGAGCCUCCUUUUGCCCCGCCCCCACGCCCUGACAAUGAUGGAAAGGUCUUGGCAGGAGAUGUGGAUGAGUUCGCUGACUGGGAGCAGGCCAUGAAAACGCCCGCUGAGCUGCGUUUGAAGUCAGGUGAGCGCUGGCGGGGCUUCAACUUCGGGGCAAAGAGGUCAAUCGCCGGCGAAGUGGUGUUCUGCACGGCCAUGAUGGGCUAUCCCGAAUCGCUGACGGACCCAUCUUUCGAAGGCCAAAUUCUUGUGCUGACAUAUCCAAUCGUGGGCAACUACGGCGUGCCUCCUGACGAGACGGAUGAACAAGGAAUACCCAGGUACUUUGAGGGGUCGCGGAUCUACCCUGUGGCAGUCGUUGUGUCAGAGUAUUCUUUUGCGGCAUCCCAUUAUUCCGCUGUGAAGAGCCUGUCGCGGUGGCUGGAAGAGCACAAGGUUCCUGGUAUUUCUGGCGUUGACACGCGUGCCAUCACCAAACGUCUCCGCCAAGAAGGUUCAGCACUUGGCGCCGUUGUCGUUGGGAAUGAUGCAGCACCGCAGUGGGAGGAUCCCAAUCUGAAGAAUCUGGUGGCCCAAGUGUCCGUGUCCAGCCCCAAAGUUUAUCAUCCGAUCCGUGAUGAAACUGAAGAGGGCAAGCCUCCACUGGUGGUCGCUGUUGAUUGUGGCAUGAAGUUCAACAUCGUGCGCUACUUCGUCCACUAUUUGCGAGUCCGCCUCAAGGUUGUGCCAUGGGACUACGACUUCACCAAGGAGGAGUUUGAUGGCCUUUUCAUCAGCAAUGGUCCAGGUGAUCCAGAGAAGUGCGAAGCAACGGUGAACUGCCUCCGCAAAAUUAUGCAGGAGCGACCCCAGUUGCCUAUCUUUGGCAUCUGCUUGGGCCAUCAGCUCCUUUCCCUUGCUGCUGGCUGCCACACCUACAAGAUGAAAUUUGGCAACCGGGGUGUGAACCAACCGUGUGUCGACCUGCGCACUGGCCGCUGCUACAUUACAUCUCAGAACCAUGGCUUCGCUGUGGACGACUCCGCGCUUCCAGAGGGUUGGCAUGCCCUGUUUACCAAUGCGAAUGAUGGUUCCAACGAAGGCAUUGCUCACAAGGAGAGGCCAUGGUUUUCGGUCCAGUUCCACCCGGAGGCCUGCUGCGGCCCCGUGGACACCGCUUUUCUUUUCGAUGAGUUUUCAAAGAUUCUGAGGAACUCAGCAGGGAGAAGCUUGACAACCAUCAGUUACAAGCACCCGCAAGCGAUUUCAAAGGUGCUGGUCCUGGGAUCUGGAGGUUUGACCAUCGGGCAAGCUGGUGAAUUCGAUUACUCGGGAAGCCAAGCCAUCAAGGCGCUGCGUGAGCAGCACGUGCAAUCGGUUCUGAUCAAUCCCAACAUUGCGACGGUCCAAACGUCCCGGGGCCUGGCUGACCAGAUCUACUUUGUGCCGGUCACGCCUGAGUUUGUAACAAAGGUGAUUGACAAGGUGAGGCCCGAUGGUUUGUUCGCCGCUUUUGGUGGGCAGACCGCCCUGAACUGCGCAGUGGCACUUCACAGAGAUGGCACUCUCAAGAAGUACGGCGUCAAGGUUUUGGGAACGCAAAUCGACUCCAUCGUGGCAACAGAAGAUCGCGAAAUCUUCAAGGUCGGCGUGGAAAGCUUGGGCGAGAAGUGCGCGCAGUCUGCAUGCGCGAACACCUUCGAGGAGGCACGCAAAGUCGCACUGGAGAUCGGGUUUCCGGUGCUUGUUAGAGCUGCGUUUGCGCUGGGUGGUCUUGGAAGUGGCUUCGCAUCAAAUGAGGAAGAGCUUGAGGUGCUUCUGACUCGAGCUUUUGCCACCUCGUCUCAGGUGAUCAUCGACGAGUGCUUGAAGGGAUGGAAGGAACUGGAGUACGAAGUUGUGCGCGAUUCCCGCGACAACUGUUUGGUUGUCUGCAACAUGGAGAACCUGGAUCCAAUGGGCGUGCACACAGGCGAGUCCAUCGUGGUUGCGCCAUCCCAGACGCUGUCAAACGAUGAGUAUCACAGAUUGCGAGCAGUUGCGAUUAAGGUGAUCCGUCAUUUUGGCAUUGUUGGCGAGGCCAACAUCCAGUACGCUCUGGAUCCGAAUUCAAACCGUUACCGUAUCGUGGAGGUCAACGCCCGGCUUUCUCGAAGCAGCGCGCUUGCAUCCAAGGCAACUGGAUACCCACUUGCCUACGUCGCUGCCAAGCUGGCCCUCGGUCACGAUCUUGUGAGCUUGAGGAAUUUGGUAACGCGCUCCACAACUGCAUGCUUUGAGCCUUCCCUGGACUAUUGCGUGGUCAAGAUACCUCGAUGGGAUAUCGACAAGUUCCCCACCGUGGAGCGCACUCUGGGGACACAGAUGAAAAGUGUCGGCGAGGUCAUGUCCAUUGCCAGGUCUUUUCCAGAAGCAAUUCAAAAGGCGCUGCGUAUGGUCAACGAAGGCUCUGUUGGCUUCGACGGGUCCUGGUACCUGCGCGCGCGGUCUGCGGCAGCCGUUUCCCAAAAUGGCAACAUUGAGGAAGAGCUGAGAUAUCCGGGACCGCUGCGAAUGUGGGCAAUUGCGCAUGCCUUCGAGAACAAGUACUCCGUUGAGCAGGUCUAUCAGCUCACCAAGAUUGACAGAUGGUAUUUGGCAAAGCUGUACUCUGUGCAUCAAGGCCGCAAGCGAAUGGAGGGAAUGGGCAGCCUUGAUGCUUUGAAGCAGGCUGGGCCGGAUUUCCUGCGCCGAGUCAAACAGCUCGGCUUCUGCGACAGGCAAAUUGCAAAAGCUGUGGGAGACUCUGCCGAAGCAGUCAUGAAGCUGCGUGCUGGUUGGAACGUCCGGCCCUGCGUCAAGCAGGUUGAUACCCUGGCUGCAGAGUUCCCUGCCAAAACGAACUAUUUGUACCUGUCCUACGUCGGCACCCAGCAUGAUGUGCCUCCACUCAAGAGCGAGAAACUGGCACCCCACAAGGAUUCCCUGUACGACAGUGCUUUUGGCAAGGGCAAACUCGACGAGGAGUCAGGCUUUGGCCUGCCGACGAGGAAGAUUGCAAAGGUGCAUUCCUCUCCCAGGGGGUGGAGCCCCCGUGUGAAGAGUGCUCCAAGCAAAGAGGAACCUCCUCCGCUUGAAUUGGGCGCGGACAAGCAGGACAAAGCAGCCUUCAUCGUGCUCGGGUCGGGUUGCUACCGCAUCGGAGCGUCUGUGGAGUUCGACUGGAGCUCUGUCUCCGCUGUCAGGACGUUGCGAGAGACAGGUCACCGAGCAAUGGUGAUUAACUGCAACCCGGAAACAGUCUCCACGGAUUACGACGAAAGCGAUCGGCUGUAUUUCGAGGAGCUGACUCUUGAAACCGUGAGUGAAAUCUGCAACUUCGAGCAGCCGAACGGCACCAUCGUCUCGGUUGGCGGCCAGACGCCCAACAACUUGGCACCAAAACUGGACAAGAUGGGGAUCAGAAUACUUGGAACUGCGGCAAAGAACAUCGACCGUGCGGAGGACCGCUCCAAGUUCUCCAGCAUGUGCGAUGAGCUCGACAUCGACCAGCCUCAGUGGUCAGAGUUCGUGAAGUUCGAGGAUGCCCUGCUCUUUGCCAACACCGUUGGCUUUCCGGUGCUCGUGCGUCCAUCCUACGUUCUCUCUGGCGCGGCGAUGCGAGUCAUUGACAACGAGGAGCAGCUGAAGACCUUCUUGGGCACAUCUGCAGUCGUUGAGCAGGAGUUCCCAGUGGUCAUCUCCAAGUACAUCGAGGGAGCCAGGGAGAUCGAGUUUGAUGGAGUUGGCUGCAUGGGGGAAAUUAUCAACUAUGCCAUCUCAGAACACGUAGAGGAUGCUGGCACGCACAGCGGGGACGCCACCCUGCUGCUCCCUUCCCAACGCCUUCAUCUGGAAACCAAUCGGCGCGUGAUGCAAAUUGCAGCGCAGCUGUGCAAGGCCCUCAACAUCUCUGGGCCUUUCAAUGUGCAGUUCAUGUCGCAGGAAGCUGGCAGUCGAUCCAUGCGGACGGUGAAAGUGAUCGAAUGCAAUGUGCGAGCAUCACGAACGGUACCGUUUGUGUCAAAAACCUACAACAUCAACUUCAUCGAGCUGGCCACACGUGUCAUGCUGGGUCAGGAAGUGAAACCCAUGAAGGUACACGUGAAUGACUUUGACUUCGUGGCAUGCAAGGCACCCAUGUUCUCCUUCUUGCGGCUCAGCGGCUCUGACCCGCGCGUCGGAGUUGAGAUGCAGAGCACCGGAGAGGUGGCCUGCUUCGGGCAAGAUGCGCAUGAGGCAUUUCUUAAAGCCAUCAUUGCAAGCGGCAUCAAGAUCAAGUUCGAUCCAUGCGGGCUCCUCCUCUCGUUGGGUCCACAGGAGGAUAAGAUGGCAAUCCUGGAGUACCUUCCCUUGCUAGACGAAAUGGGCUACAAGCUGUAUGCCACCAGUGGAACGGCGUCGUUCAUUCAGGCGCAGCGGCCGAAGCGGAAAGGAGUUGAAAUUCCCGUCGCAGUUCUGAACAACGCUGUCACACAAAAGAAGCCCAAUGUGACGGAAGCUAUUGCGGACGAAACUGUUCGAAUAGUCAUUUGCACACCAUCUUCGCGCGAUUCGGCCGGCGCCACUGCCGGGUACUUCCUGCGAAGGAAGGCCCUCGAGUCCGGGGCCACCAUCAUAGUCAAUCUGCGCCAGGCGCUGAUGCUAAUAGACGCGCUUCACCAGAAAUGGAGCACUGAGCGAAACGGCCGUGAGUUUUGGACUCUGCAGUCUUGGCAGGAGUGCCAUCUCAUAGGCUAG